This is a messenger RNA of Monomorium pharaonis (pharaoh ant), 2852 nucleotides long. RefSeq lists its product as uncharacterized. The record is from RefSeq and is a predicted model, not a curated record. The transcript is spliced from 6 exons. Gene Ontology annotation, biological process: proteolysis. The coding region runs from base 199 to 2304 and encodes 701 amino acids. NCBI's taxonomy places the organism in Eukaryota, Metazoa, Arthropoda, Insecta, Hymenoptera, Formicidae. Gene Ontology annotation, molecular function: serine-type endopeptidase activity.
ACCGCGUUGGUGCAUGAACACGUCGCUAUUAUAUUUCGCCCUCGAAAAUUAGUCUUUGUGACAAAAGGUAAUAUGCUAUUAGCGUCAUAUCUGCACCUGGACAUUCCCCGGGAAAUACUAGUACAUCCUGUAUACAUAAACGUGCGCUUAUGUUAAAAAAUCAUUCAAUAGCGUGCCACCGAAUAGUAACGACACGUCAUGUCGCGGUUCUAUACACUCCUAGUGAACGUUGUCGUCGCAAUGAUAAUCAGCGUCGCGAUCACGUCAGAAAGGGUGAAUCGCACUUCUUAUCAGAUCGAAAAACCGAUUAUGACCGGUCGAGUAAGUGAUAUAAUCUCCCCUCGAAAUCGGAAUGUGGUACCAUUUAUCGGUUCGUCUGUACUUUUUCUGCAUCUGUUCAAGUACAAGCCGCAAAUUCAAAUCAAAUAUCAAAAACUAGACACGAUCAAUCCUACUACCGCCGCUCCGGUAAGAGCUUGCAUAUGUGUACUUUUCUAUCUGUGUGACAAUAAUCGGACAAUCAUCACUGAUGGUUCCGGAAUAAUUGACUUACGUGCAGGAGGAAAUACACAACAAUGUACUGGGGACUUGGAGGUCUGCUGUUAUCCGCCAAAUGUUACAGUAACACCUACGACAUUAACAUUUCCAACUAUACGUCCAACAACGCCUACAAUAACAUUUCCAACUAUAUUAUCAACAAUACCUUCGAUAACAUUUCCAACUCUACCGCCAACAUCUCCAACUAUUCCUCCAACUACUUCACCAACUACCUCUCCAACUAUUCCUCCAACUACUUCACCAACUACCUCUCCAACUACUCCUCCAACUACGGCACCACCACUAUUUCCGAACUGCAUUUGCGUGGUGAUAUCGCAAUGCGAUCCUAAUGGAAUAGUCACCAUCUCCGGCGAGGGUAUAAUAAAUCCGCGGUAUGGCCUGUGCCCCGGUAACCUGGUCUGCUGCAGGAUUUUGGUGAAUACCACGACGCAACCACCGACAAUUCCUCCGACCACAAUGACCACAGUACCGCCCACGGUCACCACUAUAACACCUGGACAAGUGCAACUAUGCUUCAUAUGUGGCAAUAGCACUCUAUGUUUAAACUGCACGCUAGUCAUUUCGCUUGGCGGUGGUGGCAUGAUAGAUCCCAGAUUAUCUCAGGUCUUAUCAGAAGGAAAUGUCUGCACGACGGGGAGCAUACCAUCCUGUCAGAGCGGAUCGUCAGGCGCGCUAAUUACGGACCUCGGCCCGCCGAAGAAUUCGGGUACGUCACAGGAAUGUUACUGCGUGAAGACCUGGCUGUGCUCUGAAGGAAACGUGAUCAGUCCGGACGGUCUUGGCGUAAUUGAUUCGAGAUUCACAUUAUGCUCGUCGGUGGACCAAGUCUGCUGUCGGCUCGCAGGGAUUAAUCGUCAAGGUCUUCGCAACGUCGGCACCUCCGUGUCUCCCAGAGAUCUCGUCCCGUGGAACGAACCACUUAAACGCUCAUCUAUAGACACUGUUUGUGGUAUACAGAACAAUGGUUACGCGCCACCGCAACCUUUUCCCUCUGACUCCGAGACAACCUAUUUCGCUGAAUUCCCAUGGAUGGUCGCGCUUCUUUUAAGAUCCACGACCGACGGUCCUUAUGUUUUCCAGUGCGGUGCUUCAGUAGUCAGUAACGGAGCAGUCCUCACUGCUGCCCAUUGCGUUGUGAACCAAAAACCUGAAAAUUUGGUUGCGCGCUUCGGACAGUGGAACCUAAAAAAUAUUACUCAACCAUUACCUAUUCAAGAAGUGAAAAUCCUCGCAAUAAUCGUGCAUCCGUCGUAUUAUAGCGGCGGGCUUUACCACGAUGUAGCUGUCCUUAUUUUAGCAAAACCAGUCACUUAUAGCGCGAAUGUCCUGCCGAUUUGCCUUCCUGAACAAGGUACAGUCCUAUUGACCGGCACCAGGUGCUACGGAAUAGGAUGGGGCAGCGAUUCGUUUGAAUCGCAAGGACGCUAUCAUACUGAGCUUCGAAAAGUGAAUCUUCCUAUUGUCGAUCGAGAGGUUUGUCAGACACGUUUACGAAGCACGAAAUUGGGCCCGUACUUUGAACUGCAUGGAUCGUUUAUUUGCGCCGGCGGCGAAGCAAAUAGAGACACGUGCCGUGGCGACGGCGGUGGACCGUUGAUUUGUCAAGCUACUACGGGUCAGUUCUCUCAGGUUGGCAUCGUAUCGUGGGGUAUUGGUUGUAAAGUAUCUAAUAUACCUGCAGUGUAUGCUAGCGUAUCGCAACAUCGUCAAUGGAUAGAUCAACAGUUCGCAACUUAUGGCGUAUAAUGAUGUGUUGUACGUGGUUUAAUGAUAUUUCUAAUCAAUUGUGAUGUACCGUUUAAGUACGCUUACAUCACAUAACUUAUAAUAAUUAGAACUUAUAAUAAUAAAAUGUGAUGGCGAUACUUUAUUAACUUACAUACUCGACGUUAUUUAUUUGAGUUCCUAUAGAUUGCAUAAGUAAUCUAUAUUUGUUUAAAUCUUCUUUUAUUUACAGCGAAUAAUAUAAUGCAUAUUAUAAACGCAUUCUACCGAGAACGAAUAUAUUUAUUUCAAUUAGUAUUGAUAAUUGUGUAACACAUAAACCUUCCACGCUGGCAGCGCGCUAAGCGCAAAGAAUGAUAUUACAUUGUUUAAAUAAUAUUAAACAUGAAUAUUUAAAAAAAAUACAAAAAAAAACUUCCACCGUGACAAUGUUUCUCACAUUGCCGUGACCAGGAUUCGAACCUGGGUUACUACGGCCACAACGUAGGGUCCUAACCACUAGACGAUCACGGCUACUGGAAGAAUUAAGUAAAGCCUCGGAAAUUAAGCACAAUGUUUGCGUCGGUAAA